This is a messenger RNA of Neoarius graeffei (lesser salmon catfish), 4215 nucleotides long. RefSeq names its product lysophosphatidic acid receptor 1 (gene lpar1). Bases 732 to 1919 code for a protein of 395 amino acids. Lineage: Eukaryota; Metazoa; Chordata; Actinopteri; Siluriformes; Ariidae. Gene Ontology annotation, molecular function: lysophosphatidic acid receptor activity. The record is from RefSeq and is a predicted model, not a curated record. The transcript has 3 exons. Gene Ontology annotation, biological process: neurogenesis; phospholipase C-activating G protein-coupled receptor signaling pathway. Gene Ontology annotation, cellular component: membrane.
UUAAAAUAUGAGCAAUAUACAAAUGCAAUAAUUAAACCACUGAGGUAUAUUUUGAGGCCUGAAUUGGGUUGGCGAGGCCUUUUUUUUUACAUUCUCAGAAGUAAAGUUAUCAAAUUGUACGUUUCCAUCUUCUUGGGCUAUCGUUUGUAUUUUCUGUAUGUAUCAUUUACCUGGAAAUUUGACUAUAGUGUCCAAUUAAGGUAUAUUUAAGCUCGAUAAUUGGACCUUAAGGACCAUAGAUGUAGCUUUAAAGCAUUACUCUGAAAACUAAUGAAAGGUUCACCACAUGAACCUUCCCAAGAUGUAUACUAAUGGUCCAAAAGAUGCAUCCUUGAUGGCACCACCCUAGCGACAAGAAAAAGUAUAGGUUGGUACAUUUAUUUCUGAGAGUGUAAGGGUGGCACCUCCUUCCUUCUUCCAUGACCAUGCCCCUGCAUAUUUUUAGUCUCUCUGUAAGCAUUUAUCCGUAACAUCUUAUCAUUUCUUAUGAUAUUUUUAAAAUCACACACGAACUGUAAUUACAUCAAGGCUGAGAUCUGUUUCAGCUUUUCAAGAAGUACCUCUUAUCUUGUCAUCUUUUGAUACAUUACACUACAGAUGCACUUCCAAUUCCAACUCAGAGGCUCCAUCUCAGGCGAGCUUCAUUAGAGACUCUGAAACCUGAAACCUUUCACUUUACAAGUAGGUGGGGACAUCAGUGAAGGAUUGACAUUUUAAUUUAGAUACGGUUAAUGAGUAGAUCUUUAUGGGUACGUAGUGAUUUCAGGUUUUUUUUUUUUUUGCUUUCCAGGAACAUAGUGAUUUCAGUGUGUGUUUGCAAUUCACUACAAUUGCAUGGAGACUUCUAUAAACAUUGCCUCCCUUGUAAAAGUACAACCUUCAAGAUGAAUGAGCAGUGUUACUACAAUGAAACCAUUGCCUUCUUUUACAACAAAAGUGGGAAGAACCUGCCCACAGAGUGGAAUGCUGUCAGCAAAUUGGUGAUGGGACUUGGUCUUACAGUAUGUAUCUUUAUCAUGCUUGCUAACUUGCUGGUGAUGGUGGCCAUCUAUAUCAACCGCAGAUUUCAUUUUCCCAUCUAUUAUCUCAUGGCUAACCUAGCAGCAGCAGACUUUUUUGCUGGACUGGCUUAUUUCUAUUUGAUGUUUAACACGGGGCCCAAUACACGCCGGCUAACUGUCAGUACGUGGUUACUACGCCAGGGCCUCAUCGACACUAGCCUGACAGCCUCUGUGGCCAACUUGCUAGCCAUUGCCAUCGAGCGCCACAUCACCGUCUUUCGCAUGCAGCUCCACACCCGUAUGAGUAACAGGCGCGUGGUUGUGGUCAUUGUGAUCAUCUGGACUAUGUCGAUUGUCAUGGGUGCCAUCCCCAGUGUGGGCUGGAACUGUAUCUGCGCCAUCAAAACCUGCUCCAACAUGGCACCACUCUACAGCAAUUCAUACCUCGUCUUCUGGGCCAUCUUCAACCUUGUGACCUUUGUGGUCAUGGUGGUGCUUUAUGCCCACAUAUUCAUGUAUGUCCGCCAGCGCACCAUGAGAAUGUCACGCCACAGCUCAGGUCAGCGGCGCAACAGGGACACCAUGAUGAGUUUGCUGAAGACAGUGGUGAUUGUCCUUGGUGCUUUUAUCGUGUGCUGGACGCCUGGCUUAGUUCUCCUCUUGCUUGACGUUUUCUGUGAAAAAUGCACCGUGCUGACUUUCGAGAAGUUCUUCCUCCUCUUAGCUGAGUUUAACUCGGCCAUGAACCCAAUCAUCUACUCCUACCGAGACAAGGAGAUGAGCGUUACAUUCAAGCAGAUCCUGUGCUGCCAGAGGCAGGAGAACAUAAACGGUACAGUGGAGGGUUCAGACCGCUCAGCUUCCUCCCUCAACCACACUGUCCUGUCUCCACACAAUAAUGACCACUCAGUGGUUUGAACACAGCAGAAGAACGCAGCUGGCACUAUUGGGAUCAAACCCAGGACUGGAAAACACGCUCCUUGCCCAGUGGCAGAGCUACACAGGAGGCAUUUGCAUUACCAGAAAAAAAACUAUUUUGGAGGGUUUUUUUUUUAAAUGUGUUCUAUUUUUGGUGACACUAUAUUAAGUAUUUAAUGACUGAUUUACAGUGCUAGUGGUUUGGGCAGUAUAAUGAUGAUUUCCAAAAGUGGUAAUUUUUAGGUCAAGUAUUCAUGAAUUUAGAUUUUUCUACUACCCAGUAAGUCAUGGGUGUCCUCAGUAUUAAUAAAAAUCGUAUUAACCUUUUCACUUAGGCUUUUGCACUAUAGACGUAAGCAGUGCACUCUUGAGACCACUGAUUAAUGGCACAAUUUUGUCGCCAGCUAAUCUGAAAAAGAUGUGUUUCUCAUUAGGCCUGUGGCAUCACUUAAUUAUCACUACACUUGUAUACAAUGUACAAGGAUAUAUUCUAAGAAUAUCUAGAAUAGAAAACAAAAUAAAACAAUGGUAUUUAUAUGUUUCAGCAUGUAUGCUUAGGAGAAUUCCUUAAAUAACUUGAAUCACCUAAAGCUUAUGUGGCAUGAUGGAUUGUUGUUAGGUUUUCUACCAGAACAGUAUCAGACAGAGAUCAUUUUUUAUUUGAGGACCUUUUCAGUAUCUUCCAGUUCUGAUUUUGGUUGCUCUUUAUGUUUUUUUUUUUCUUUUUCUUUUUAAACAACGACCACUGACCUAUAUGAGCCAUUUCAUUUCAGGGAAUCCAAAUCAUGGACUGUCACCACAUUAUAAAGUCACAAGUGCCCUUUAAAAAUUCAAGAGUAUUUGGGAUUUCUUGAUUCUUUUGAGGAUUUUCAGGUUUCAUUGAUAAAUGGCUGUCACUUUGCUAACAAACGUAACAGUGUGUGUUUGUGUCUGUGUGUGUGUGCGCAGUAUAUUAUGCAGUACCAGUCAAAAGUUUGGAUACACCUUCUAAUUCAGUGUUUUUUCUUAAUUUUUAUUAUUUUUUACAUUGUGUAACAAUUCUGAAGGCAUCAAAACUAUGAAAUAAGACAUGCUGAAUUAUGUAGUAAGCAAAAUCAUUGUAAACAAAGCUAAAUGUUUCGUGUUUUAGAUUCUUCAAAGUAGCUAGCGUUUACCUUGAUGACGCUUUGCACACUAUUGGCAUUAUCUUAACUGGCUUCAUGAGGUCGUCACCUGGAAUGCUUUUCAAUUAACAGACGUGCCUCGUCUAAAGUUAAUUAGUGGAAUUUCCUGCCUUCUUAAGGCAUUUGAGAUCAAACAGUAAAUAGUAAAUAAUAAACAUACAGUAAAUAGUUCUAUUUCAUCUACAACUGUAGUAAUCCAUAUUAUGUCAAGAGCACGAAGGUCAGUCAAUCCAUAUAUCAUCAAGUGAGUUGGUGUGUCCAAGUGUGUGUGUGUGCGUGUGUGUGUGUGUGUAUAAGUUUGUCUUCGUAUAAACUGACAGUGAGAAGCAGAGCAGAUAAGAUUUCCUGAGAAUCUUGUUUGCGGUCCUGUGUGUUAUGCUGUUUAUGUCCAGCAGCCAGGACCUAAUUAAUUUUUUCUUGUGCCACAGUCAUAAGCACCAUGAAAUUUAUCUUGUGACAUGACAUAAGAGAAAUUAAAUGAUCAGUGUUUGUUGGUCUGUAUGUACAGUAUGUAUAUAAUAUAUGUAUAUAUUCAAUGUUAGUCAAAAAAGGGAAUUUUUAUUUUUAAGGGUUAAAUGACCUUUUUUUUUCUCUCAGUUGUAUCCUGCUUAACACUUAAAUUAUUUUAAAAAGUUUAACUUGGUGGCAAACAUAUGUAGUAUUUCCCAUUAAUUAAUCUGAAAUUUUCGAUGAAGACCUGUUUAGCAGUGGAUGGAAACAUCAUUACUGCAAAUGGUUUCAAAUACAGCGAAUACUAACAUUGCUAAUAAAUGUAACAGGAAGCAUUCAUACAAUACAAAGUCACACUUUGAUUUUAUAUUUAUCAUAGGUUAUUCCUCAUGGAUAAGGCAUACUAUUUAUUGGGAGUAUAGCCUCGGAAAAAGUCAUUACAUCUAAUUGGGCCAUAAUGCUGUUUGCCCUAAACAUCAGUCAUGUUGGUUUAUUUCCUUCCAUCUUUAUGAUUUAACUAAAAACAUGCCAUUUCCAUGAUAUUUAUUUUCUAUGAUUUUAAUCUCACCACAAAUACUUGAUGUUAUUUUUUUCCUCCCAUGCUCAAGCCUACAUUCUGUAUGGUAUGAUUCACCUAAACUCACUAUAAUUCAAUCUUCUUAAAAUAAACUUGUAUUAUAUCA